AUGGGAAUACAUUAUGUUAUUACAUUUUCAGCUCAAUAUCCACCGAAUGCAGAAUCAUCAACAACCAAACUCCUCACAGCUCUACAACUACUCUUGUUACUAUUAACGCCGUCACAUAGGAACUUUCUGCAGAGGUUACUGCGGUUGUUAAGUACAGUAGCGGACAAUGAGGCCUCAAAUAGAAUGUCACCUGAUACUUUGGCUACAAUGUUCACACCUCAUCUACUAUGCCCAAGAAAGCUAUCACCAGAAACAUUCCACGCGGACUCUAUCGCUCUGUCGCCAGUUAUAAGUUUCAUGAUCCGUCAGUGCGCUGCGCUGUUCGCGGCGCCCGCGCAGCUCGCCACCGACGCCGCCGCCUACUUCUCCUUGCGCGAGCGCAGGCGGCUCCUGUCCCCAGAUGUCGACUUGGAUGAGAGUAUUACUGAUAAGACGGCAGCGAGUACGGUAUACACGUUCGUGGACAGAGGCCGUACGCGUAUGGAGAACGCCCGCAACCCCACAGACACGGCGCUGGCGCAGUUAUACGCGCACAUACAGGCGCUGCCCGACUCCGCGCACAAGAGACGACUUGUCAAACAUUUUAAUAGACAGAAUGGAUACGGAACACCAAUACAAAUUCAACGGACGGGUAAAGUGGCGGGUUCUAGAAGUUUCGGUGAUUCAAUCAAACGGCAUAUUUUCAACAAGGGCUUGCUCAACAAAACUCCAAAAAAGGGCUCCUCCGUCAAUACGGUCGAUGAGAAGUCCUGCAAGGGAAAGUUAAAAUUUACGGACGAUAGUAAAGUCGAUGUUACCCAUAAAAAUAUAAUUUUAAAGAAUUUAGCAAAUAAAAUAGCUAGCACUGAAUCCUUAGAUUACGAGUCCGACCAAAGCAAUGAGAGCACUUUAUCCGAAGGUGCUUUAAAUCAAUCGAAAAAAUUGAGUCCGAAAUUCGUAUCCGAACCGAAUUUGAGUAUAAUCGACCAGAAUGAUACACCGAAAAAUACCAAAAAACGUGGUACACGAUUGUUCAGAUCUAAAGUGAUAUCCGGUUCGCAGAAUCUAAAUAAGAAAUACCAGAAACGUGGUACAAUUCGUGGUACGCCGACUUGUGUGUCAUGUUUGGAUACUUCGGAGAAUGAAUCUAUGGAGAAUGAGAUUGAUGUAACGCCAAAGAAAUCUAAACUUUCUGAUGAAGAGAUAGAGUUUAAAAUGCAUUAUUUAACGAGCACUCCGGGGUUGAAUGAGGAAGUGCUCGAGGAAUGCAGUACUCCGUAUGUCAACUUCAGAAGAGCUUCAAUGUCUCCGAUAACAAAAUCAACACAAAAAUUGUCUAAAGCAAUGCAGGAAUCAAUAAUGACACCACGCUCAAGGAAGCCUUUAAUAAUAACAUGUGAGCAAAGAGAUUGUCUGCCUGAACCGGAGAAGGAGAAGGAGAAGCUGCAGCUGGCGUACCAGGCCGGCUCGCCCAACGACAGCGACUUCGUGUCUUCAGACGACGAUAUAUCAAGAUCCUCUAUUUCUUGCGACAGGUCGGGUCAUUCUACUACAUCAUCGAGAAAUAUACCAUUCGAUGGUAGAUCAGGUUCUAUCGAAGUCAGUCCACUCCGGUCUGAAAAUACCAGAUUUGUAGUCAGCCAUGAAAGGAGGAACAUAACCGAUUUAAAUACAACCCUAUGUGAUGAUGGAUUACUUCCAAAUAUCAAAACCCACGAAAUGGGAUAUAUCGAGAAAUCGAAAUCGUUAUCGGAACCAUUCAGAGAGUAUUUACUCAGCAGAUCGGUGCUAACAGCGACGCCGAUCGAUUUAUCGAUAUUAAAAUCGGAAUCGAACGAUUCGAUUACCGAAUCGUUAAUGUACUGUCUCGAUGGAAACAUGCCGACCGAUUUGACAACAUCGAUUAGUAGUUUAGUGCUGGAAUCGAAUCGACGGUCGCCAUUAAAAGAGAUAAAUAAUUUACACAGUCCGAAUAGAAAGAGAUGUGCUGAUGGAGAAACGGGUACGGGAAUAAAAAAAGUUAUUAUCGAAAAACCGAAUCUUCCAGAUCAACCUUUCGAAUUGCGUGAAACUGAUCUUUAGUGUUACCAGAAAUACUCGUGUAUUAAACAUUCUAGUGUUGCCUUUUAUUGAUUAGUUUUUUUUCCUAAUUUGUUAUGUUGUUUAUGUUAGUUUUGUAACUUUAAUAUUAUUGUAUAUUUAGGAUUAGUGUAUUAAAAAAUAUACUAAAAUGUUUGUCUGAUUUAUUGUAGUUAGUGACUACGAAGACAUACGAAUGAGAAUUGAAAAUAAUAUAAACCGAAUGCGUAACAGUCCACUGAAAAGGGCCAUAGCCCUAAAAGUAUUGAUUUGCCCUUUAAUAAUAUUAUAACCAAAGUAUUACCAUACUAAAAAAUGCUUGAUUUAUACUAUAUACCAAUUAAAACAUCUCUAAGCUUUGAGAAAUUUUACAACUGGUUUUUUAAUUUUUUUUUGUUGCUACCAGAUCGUAUUCUUUCAAGUGUUAUUAAAUAAUUCAUAUGCAGGUCUACAAAUUUAACUUGAGUGUAAUUAUAAUAUAAUUGUAUAUAAGUAAAGAUUGUUGAUUAAUA
Messenger RNA from Papilio polytes (common Mormon), 2570 nucleotides. RefSeq lists its product as uncharacterized. NCBI's taxonomy places the organism in Eukaryota, Metazoa, Arthropoda, Insecta, Lepidoptera, Papilionidae. The coding region runs from base 1 to 2061 and encodes 686 amino acids. Gene Ontology annotation, biological process: regulation of small GTPase mediated signal transduction; signal transduction. Gene Ontology annotation, cellular component: cytoplasm. Gene Ontology annotation, molecular function: GTPase activator activity. The transcript is spliced from 8 exons. The record is from RefSeq and is a predicted model, not a curated record.